Messenger RNA from Moneuplotes crassus, 2057 nucleotides. NCBI's taxonomy places the organism in Eukaryota, Ciliophora, Spirotrichea, Euplotida, Euplotidae. The record is from the annotation of a GenBank genome assembly.
CAGAGAAGGCAUAGAAGCAAGGUGGGUUAUGCAACUCCUUCCAUGGUCUUUCAUCUUGUUCAUAUCAUAGCUUACAAUACUGCAAGGGUUUGUAGGAAACCAAAUUUGUCUUCCAAAUUUCAUAAAAAUUCAUUAGUUUUCUUAUAAAUUUUCAAAAGUUCUAAUUUUGUCUUGUAGCGAGAACGAGCACGGGAAUUCUUGAGGAUCAACUCCCAGCAAAGAGUCUUAUCAGACCUAUUCAUCACACAAAGAGUCCCAAAUUGAGGAAGAAAAGAACACUUCAUCAGGAGACAUCACAUAUAACGAAAAUAACGAAGCUGUUUGUGUUAAGCAUGAAAAACCAAUUGAGGCCUUCUGUGAAGAAGACAGCUGCCCUGUCUGUAUCACCUGAAUCCUCUCAAACGAACACAAAGGCAAGACUCUCUAUUCCAUCGACAAGGCAAUCGACAUGCAAAUCACUCACAUCGGGUCUGAAUACGAAAAAUCGAAUAAAAUCCGAGAAACCUUACAAAAACAAAAGAAUGAGGUUGUUGAAAAAUUCAACAGUCUAAUUGAAUCAACUAGCUCGAAGAAAACCGAUAUUCACACUUUCUUCAACUCAAUUAGAGAAAUCAUCGACAAACAGGAAGAGAAACUUGUCAAAGAAGUUAACGAAAAGCUAGAAAACACCAAUACACAGAUGAACAAAUAAGCUAGAGGUCUUCAAUCUCCAAGAACAAAGUUUAGAUAAAAUAAAAGACAUGCUUAAUAUUGAAAUCGAAGAGAAUAUCAAAUCUAAAAUCAUGUUCCUUAACGACUGUGGUGUCAGAAAUGAAAUUAUCACUAAAGCCAAUAAGCCGAUUGCUUCGAUCAAGUACCCACAACCUCCCACUAAGCUACGAGAAGAUAGAGAGACAGAGGAGAUCAUCAAAGAAAUCAAACAGAGAAGUAAGCCAGCUCGAAAAAGAGCUACUCCUGCCCAAAAGAAAGCUAGUAAUACCCCUGCUGUUAGCAAGAACAAGGUCAAGGAAACCCCUGAUAAUUUUUCCCAGUCAAUGAAGGUAUCUAAAAAGGCUUCACCUGAUAAGAACAAAAUGAUCAAGUCACCUCAGACCCAUGAAAAUGCCAGCAAGAAUACUAAACGAAAAUCAGAGAUAAUAAAAGCCAAGAAAAUGAGCGACCAGCCAAAGCCCAGCGCCAAUGCUUCUAGAAAACCAAAACAAAUCGAAUCUAAAAGAGAACCACCAAAAGUGAUCAAAGAAGCACUUCUUCGACAACAUGAAUCUGUAGAAGAUCAACUCAAUAUGGAAAAUCUCCUGAAUGAGAAAAGAGAGAAAGAGACGACGGAUACUCCCCAGAAGAACUUUCAUAAAUUUUUGACCAACCAAAACAAAGAGUCACAGCAAGAAUAUGUACCCUCCCCUCCUAAAGAAGCUCCUAAGAGAAAUGAUGGUUUAACAGAGAGACAAGCAAGAAGAAAUCUUCCUGAUGAAAGUACCAGCGCAAAGAAGCAGAACCGACUAGGCUCAGCUAGCAGAAAGAUGUGGGACAAGAAGCCCCAUCCUAAUGAUAGAGCCCAUCGAGGAGCUGAAAGACCUCAGCCAGGACAUGGAAAAGGAGUAAAUAUCUCCAAAAAUAAGCAGAAAAUACAGAAAGACACACCUAAUCAGGAGCAAGGGGAAAACAGAGCCCAAGAAGAACCAGCAUACAAAGACAAACUAGCAGAACUUCGUAAUAGAAGAAAGGCUCAAAAACGUGAAAAUAAUGAUUAUCUAUCUGAAGAAUUUAAACAUCAAAUGAACGAACUUGAACAAGUCACAUCAAAUAUUCUUUCUAGGGAGACAUUCAUGCUUGCCGAAGCACAAGAUUACGAGGAUAUGUAUCAACAAGAAGAACAAUAUGUAAAACAAACUCCACCUCAAAUGGUUAGCCUCCACGAUUGGGACCUCGUAGAUAUAUCUCAAGACCCCGAAAAUCUAAUUCUCGAAGGAAAAGAACCCAUCCAUAGACAUGUAAGUGAGAACUUGAAAAGCGGUAGAUCAGCUCACCAUCCAAACUUGCUAAAACGGAAGAAAUAA